UGGGAGCCGAGAGCAGGGGCGCAUGCAGGCACGCACUCUGAAAACGCAGUAACAACUUAUUCGUGCGCGAAUGAUCGGCGAAUUAUAAAACUCCGGAAUAAAGAAAAGCAUGAAAGCGUGACUGGAUACUGAUUUAACUGGAUUUUUCUCCCUCCAUUCUCUCAUUAGUCCAGAGGUACCAGAUGAGUGUUUUUUAGAAACCGUGGGGCUCGGUGUUGGCCUGCUGCACUGAUGAUCUGAAAUCAGUAACUAGCUCUCCAGUUGCUCUGGUUUCUGUAAACAGCAAUUGGGUGGCUUUUGACCGUGUUUAGGGAGUUUCACCAUCCUGAGCUGUGGAAUAAUAAACAUGACUGUGGCCAACGCAAAGUCUGGCUCAGCCAUGCAACAGGUGCUGGAGAACCUGAGAGACAUGCCAUCAGGUACAGGAGCUAAAGAUAUUGACCUCAUCUUCCUCAGAGGGAUCAUGGAGAGCCCCAUCGUCCGUUCCCUUGCUAAGGCACAUGAGCGUCUGGAGGAAGUUGCGUUACAAGCCGUGCGGGAUGAUAAUGUUCAGCUUGUCACUGAGAUCUUGGAUGCCCUUAACAAUCUGACAGAUAAGGAUUCUGCUGCUGCUGAGCUUGUCAGGAUCCUGCAGGAGCCACACUUCAAGUGUUUGAUAGAAGCUCAUGACAAAGUGGCUGCAAAGUGCUAUGAAACAUCGCAGACUGCAGUUAACAGUAAUUCCAUGAUGACCAGUUCACUGAUGCCAGCUGAUGCUGUCAGGAUGAUUGGCAUCCAGAAGAAAGCUGGGGAACCACUGGGGGUGACAUUCCGCGUGGUGCGAGGAGAGAUGGUGAUAGCCCGGAUCCUGCACGGAAGCUCAAUUGACAGGCAAGGCAUGCUGCACACAGGGGACAUAAUCCGAGAGGUGAAUGGUCGAGAGGUCGGCAGCGACCCCCAUGAGCUCCAGGAGCUGCUGAGGGACUGCAGCGGGAGUAUUACACUCAAGGUCCUGCCAAGCUACAAAGACACACCAGCACCUCCGCAGGUUUAUGUGAAGUCACACUUCAACUACAACCCAGCCACAGAUAACCUGAUUCCUUGUAAAGAGGCGGGUCUGGCCUUCUCCAGAGGAGAUGUGCUUCAUGUAGUCAACAAGGAAGACCCCAAUUGGUGGCAGGCACGGAAAGUUGUUGGUGGAGCCACUGGCCUCAUCCCUAGUCAGGUCUUGGAGGAGAAGAGAAAAGCCUUUGUGAGGAGAGACUGGGACACUUCGGGUACAGGGAUGCUCUGUGGGACUCUGACUGGCAAGAAAAAAAAGAAAAAAAUGAUGUACCUCACUACCAAGAAUGCAGAGUUUGAUCGUUAUGAGCUGCAGACCUAUGAAGAGGUAGCCAGGAUGCCCCCGUUCCAAAGGAAAACGCUGGUUCUGAUUGGAGCUCAGGGAGUUGGGAGGCGGAGCCUAAAGAACAGGCUUAUUGUUGUGAAUCCCCUGAGAUAUGGAACCACUGUCCCAUUUACGUCACGCCGUCCCAGAGAAGAGGAGAAAGAUGGGCAAAACUACUGUUUUGUUACACGGGAAGAGAUGGAGAAGGACAUCAAAGAGAGCCGCUAUCUGGAGCAUGGCGAGUACGAUGGCAACCUUUAUGGAACCAAGAUCGACUCAAUCCAUGAAGUGGUGGCUGCCGGCCGUACCUGUAUCCUAGAUGUUAACCCUCAGGCCCUGAAAGUGUUGAAGACUGCUGAGUUUAUGCCGUUUGUGGUAUUUAUUGCUGCUCCUGAAUUGGACACACUAAGAGCUAUGCACAAAGCUGUGGUAGAUGCUGGACUUACAACCAAACUACUCACGGAGAAUGAUUUAAAGAAGACUGUAGACGAGAGCGCCAGGAUCCGCCGGGCAUACAGCCACUACUUUGACCUGACUAUUGUUAAUGACAAUCUGGACAAAGCCUUUGACAAGCUCCAGGAAGCAGUGGAGCAAUUAAUCAUAGAGCCACAGUGGGUUCCAGUCAGCUGGGUCUACUGAUAUUUUACCCCCCACUGGAGAGAAGCUGCUGUUGGAGCUGCCAGGCUUAGGAUAAAAGGGGAUUCAACACUGUGCUGCACACAAAGUAAGUGUUGGACAUCAAGCCUGUGUGAAUUUGGUCUCACACAAAGUUGCAUCAGAGUCACCUUAACCUGAAUUGCCAGAUUCCUUUCUAGCACACUAUGCAAUUCACAACACAUAGGAAGUGUACUUAUUUAUUGGCAAGUAUUUUUUAAAUGAUAUUUUUUACUCAAAUGGAUUGGAAGAGUACUGGCACUCGUGUCAGAUGCUUUUGAAAACAAACUCAGUUUUAAUGUUACAUCUGUAUGUAAGAUCAGUUAAGUUGUAUUUAUUCUACAUAAAAAUGAGGGCUCGCUCAUUGAAAAGAAUAAUACCUCAGUGUUACAGUUUACAGUACUUAUGCGUCCAGUUUCUCAUCUCAUUCUGUCACUACAGACUUGUCAUUCGUGUAGAAUAGUGUCAUAUAUUUGAGACCUUUUUUCCUCCUGGAGGCAAACAUUUAACUCCUCAGCCAAACUUAAUGAAUGGAAAACGAUUUGCCAGUCACUGUAUGAAGUUGUACAGGAAGAAAAAUAAUCCUGUAGUGUUUACCUAUGGCUCUUUAACUCAAGCACGAAAGAUAUUACAUUAAAUACGCUGACUCUGUGUCAGACAUUUGGAUCAUGUAAAUGUUUCUAUUUGGUGCUGUGUUUGUGUUUUCAAAGAAAGACUUUCCACAGGACUCUCAAACAGGGUACUGCACCUCAGUGAACCAUCCCUUUUGAUGUGAUAUGUACUAAAAUUUAACAGUUUUAAAUAAAAUUCAUAUUUACUUAUAAAAUUAUAUUUUACAAGAUUUCACAUAAGAUGUAUUUUCAGAUGUCAAAUAAAUAACUGGUGUUUUCU
This is a messenger RNA of Pelmatolapia mariae (spotted tilapia), 2911 nucleotides long. It is a transcript of the gene pals2a, whose product is annotated as protein associated with LIN7 2, MAGUK p55 family member a. The coding region runs from base 347 to 2005 and encodes 552 amino acids. Gene Ontology annotation, cellular component: plasma membrane; cell-cell junction. Gene Ontology annotation, molecular function: protein binding. Lineage: Eukaryota; Metazoa; Chordata; Actinopteri; Cichliformes; Cichlidae. The transcript has 14 exons. The record is from RefSeq and is a predicted model, not a curated record.